UAAGUAGAGAUGUGGUUUUUUUAGGAGUAAUGAUUUUAGGUACUGGUACAAUUGGUGGACCACUUAUAUGGGUCUCAAUAACUCAUGACCUUCACCUAGUCACUAUGUUCAUCUGGAUCACCUUACGGUUAUUGCAAGCAAUAGAUGCACAUUCUGGCUAUGAUUUUCCAUGGUCACUUCGAAAUUUCCUUCCUUUCUGGGCAGGUUCAGAACAUCAUGAUUAUCAUCAUAUGGCAUUU
Messenger RNA from Entrophospora candida, 239 nucleotides. Lineage: Eukaryota; Fungi; Glomeromycota; Glomeromycetes; Entrophosporales; Entrophosporaceae. The record is from the annotation of a GenBank genome assembly.